Chionomys nivalis (European snow vole) is the source of this 1517-nucleotide messenger RNA. It is a transcript of the gene Eri1, whose product is annotated as exoribonuclease 1. Gene Ontology annotation, cellular component: cytoplasm; nucleolus. The transcript is spliced from 7 exons. Gene Ontology annotation, molecular function: 3'-5'-RNA exonuclease activity; nucleic acid binding. Gene Ontology annotation, biological process: exonucleolytic trimming to generate mature 3'-end of 5.8S rRNA from tricistronic rRNA transcript (SSU-rRNA, 5.8S rRNA, LSU-rRNA). Lineage: Eukaryota; Metazoa; Chordata; Mammalia; Rodentia; Cricetidae. The record is from RefSeq and is a predicted model, not a curated record. Bases 140 to 1180 code for a protein of 346 amino acids.
GGCGUCCGGCGGAGUUUGUGUGGCAGCCGCCGCGGGAACCCGAGCGCGGUAGUUUUCUUCCAAAGGAGAAAGGCGGCUUCGCGGGGCUCGGAGGCUUGGGAGCGAGCGUCGGCGACCAUCUCCCGGUGUGAGAGGCGGCAUGGAGGACGAGCGGGGCCGGCCGCGUGGCGGCGGCGACGCGGCUCAGCAGAAGACGCCGCGGGCCGAGUGUGAGGAGCCGCGGCCGCUGAGCGUGGAGAAAAAGCAGCGAUGUAGACUGGAUGGCAAAGAUACAGAUGGAUCUAAGAUCAUCACCUCCAAUGGAAGUGACUUCAGUGACCCAGUUUACAAAGAGAUUGCAAUGGCAAACGGCUGUAUUAAUAGAAUGAGUAAGGAGGAACUCAGAGCCAAGCUCUCAGAAUUUAAACUUGAAACAAGAGGGGUCAAGGAUGUCCUAAAGAAGAGAUUGAAAAACUAUUACAAGAAGCAGAAGUUGAUGCUGAAAGAAAGCAGUUAUGUGGACAGUUACUAUGACUACAUUUGUAUUAUUGACUUUGAAGCUACUUGUGAAGAGGGAAACCCAGCUGAGUUCAUACAUGAAAUCAUCGAGUUUCCUGUUGUUCUGUUGAAUACGCACACCUUAGAAAUAGAAGACACGUUUCAGCAGUAUGUGAGGCCAGAGGUUAACUCACAGCUUUCAGAUUUCUGCAUCAAUCUCACUGGAAUUACUCAGGAUCAGGUAGACAGAGCUGAUGCUUUCCCUCAGGUCCUGAAAAAAGUAAUUGAGUGGAUGAAGUCAAAGGAGUUAGGAACUAAGUACAAAUACUGCAUAUUAACAGAUGGUUCCUGGGAUAUGAGUAAGUUCCUGAACAUCCAGUGCCAACUCAGCAGGCUCAAAUACCCUCCUUUUGCUAAAAAGUGGAUCAAUAUUCGAAAGUCAUAUGGAAACUUUUAUAAGGUUCCUAGAAGCCAAACUAAACUGACAAUAAUGCUUGAAAAAUUAGGAAUGGAUUAUGAUGGGCGGCCUCACAGUGGUCUUGAUGACUCUAGGAAUAUUGCUAGAAUAGCAAUUCGGAUGCUUCAGGAUGGAUGUGAACUUCGAAUCAAUGAAAAAAUACAUGGAGGACAGUUGAUGAGUGUGUCCUCUUCCUUACCAGUAGAGGGCGCUCCAGCUCCACAAAUGCCACACAGUAGAAAGUAGCUGCAUAUUUGUUGGCUCGGUUGCUACGAUUGCAUUCCAGCUAGUGCAGCCUCAAGCACCUUAAACAUUUAAAAUCCUAUUACAGCUACAGAGAGAUGGGUAUGUAUGCAAACACUGUGGGGGAACAUGCUGGAUUCUUUGUCACCAGCACUUUUGGUAUGAGCAGUAUUUGUUAUACAGUAGCCAUUCCUGCUUAGAGCUGAAUUUUAUACUAUGAGGUGUCCAAGAUGUAUUUGUUUGGCUUUAAAAUGCAGUUUUAUUGAUUUAUUCCUUGAUGUUGAAAUUUAAAAUGAAUCUCUACAUUAAUACCAUUAAAUUAAAUAUGUUUUUAAAAGUG